Molecule: messenger RNA, 1005 nt
Organism: Apiotrichum porosum
Lineage: Eukaryota; Fungi; Basidiomycota; Tremellomycetes; Trichosporonales; Trichosporonaceae
Exons: 6
Coding region: 1-1005 (334 amino acids)
Biological process (GO): phospholipid metabolic process
Molecular function (GO): phosphatidate phosphatase activity
Source: RefSeq, a predicted model, not a curated record
AUGAAGUGGUUCGCCUUUCGCGACAGGGGGCCGACCUCUUACCCCCAACGAGUAUUCUGGUCCUACCUUCCCGACUGGAUCAUCACAAUCGCUCUUUGGGGCCUGUUCUACCUGGUGGACAAGAUCGACGGAUACCGCCGCCUCUUUGAUGUAAACGACACAUCUCUCGCACACCCAUACCGCCUGCAUGAGCGAGUCCCCGUGUGGCUCUUGGCAGUGGUCACAGGUCUGGGACCGGCAAUCAUCAUUGUGCUGUUGGCGGCCAUGCGUCGGUCAUUCUGGGACGCGCACAACGGCCUCCUCGGCCUCGUCCUGGCCCUUGGACUGAGCGUUACCUUUACAGACGUUCUGAAGAUCGCCGCUGGCCGCCCUCGACCUGACUUGUUUGGCCGCUGCCAACUGCCGGAGAGUUAUCAGUCAAACCCCGUCCAUGGUCUCACCAGCUGGAGGGAAUGCACCGAGACCAGCUUGCUCAAGGAUGGCUUCCGUUCGUUCCCUUCGGGCCACUCUAGUUUUGCGUGGACGGGCAUGUGGUACUUGGUUCUGUACCUGGCAGCCAAGUUUCGCAUCACCAACCAGCGCGGCUACACCAUCAAGUCGUGGACUCUGCUGCUGCCUCUCUGCUGCGCGUCCCUCAUCUCCAUCUCCCGCACGAUGGAUUACCGCCACCAUGCAACCGACGUGAUAGCUGGUGCCAUCAUUGGUAUCCUGGCUGGAUGGUGGGGAUACAGGCAGUACUACCCUCCCCUCGCAGCCCCUUCUUCCUGGCGCCCUUACGCACCGCGUAUUCCGCCCGACGAGGGUCCUCUCCCGCUGCACGAGAUGUCUACAGGCGGCACCGCUGCAGGCGAGCGCGUGCCAUUGAGUGGUGCCGGCGCGGUACCUGGUGCCACUCCCCCCGGCACAGUGGGCACGAAUCACGGCCACAACGUCGCGUUUGCGAAUAACGGCAAUGCCCAGGCGUAUACGUCCUACCCGCCUCCUUCGCACCAGGCAUCGGUCUAG